UUGAAGCAUAAGCCCAUAAAAACACUUCUCGAUUCCAACGACUUAUCUUUAGCGUUAAAAGAAGUUAUGUUACUUGAGCAUUUUAAUAGUGAAUUUAGCUUUUAAUGUGGAAAAUUUUUUUCUCAUUCAAGUAAUGUGCGAUGCGAAUCUUAACAUGGAAAGCUUUAAUGUUCGCUGCUUUCCUUACCAAUUUAAUGAUAGCCGCAAUUAUGUGGUCUUACAUAGAUUUCCAAUGCGACUGUUCAAACUUUCAAUGGAAACACACUUCAUAUAUUAGUUCCACCCUUGAAAAACACAAAGAAGAAUCCAGCAUUCAAAAUGACACCGAAAGUCAAUUAUCUAAUAAAAUAGCUAUUAUUAUUCGGGAUUUCGAGUUUUUCGAAAAUGACAUUCCAGAAACUGUUAAAUCAAUCUUAUCCGUACUACCUUCUGUAAAAAUAUUCAUUAUCACAGACAAAACUCCAUAUCCACCUUUAGAAUUUUUUGAUAACGAUAAACAAAAUGUACGUUUAAUAAAUUUAAAACCAUCUUUAACGAAACCAUUGGAUUCACCAGAUCCUUUCAGUGUUAUAGAUAAGGAACACAUAAUUGUUUUCCCUGAUUCAGUGAGAUUGAGUGAAAUUACUCAGAUAUCUGGAUUACUGGAGGAGCAUUACAAAGAUCCAGAUAAAAUUAUAGCAGCAAGGGUUGAAGGAGAUGAUUCUGUGUGUUUAGCAUUAAAUAUUAGUCUGCGUUACUGGACCAUAAAAUAUGGAAAAAAUACUCACAAUUCAAACUGCAAUGCCCUAGAGGGUACUCAUGUAUUUUUGGUAACAAAAGCAUUAUUACUACAUUUUGCAUUUCCUUUUUCACAGCCAUUUUCUACAGCUCUUUUUAUACAAGCUACAUUACUCAAAAUAAAGACAAAAGUUGCCAUAGACAUCACAUUUUCCAGAAGCAAACAAUUGUUCACAGAUCCUCAUGCUAAGUGGAAACAUGAACUCUUUCAGAAGCAAAGAAAAGAAAUUAUGUACCAAGACUUUGGUAUAAAAAAAAUCAUUUACCCUGCUUCAAAAGUAGAAUGGCAUGGUUGUAACAAAAACACAGCUCGAUGUUUUGGCUCUGUCAUCAACAACAUGCCAGAUUAUUUGUUUGAAGGUCGCUGGACACCACCUUGUUGUCUAGAAAAUUUACGUAAAACUGCACGUUAUGUAUUCGGCAUUUUAGAAAAGUGUGGAGUUCGAUACUGGUUGGAAGGUGGAAGCUUACUUGGGGCUGUCCGCACAGGUGAUAUAAUCCCUUGGGAUUAUGAUGUAGACAUUGGAAUUUAUAAAGAGGAUAUUCAAAAAUGUGAAUGGUUGAAAAACUCCUUGUUGCAAUCAAUAGUUGAUACACAAGGUUUUGUGUGGGAGAAAGCUCAUGAAGGAGAAUUUAUCAGAGUUCAGUUUAGUCAGACUAAUCAUUUGCAUGUAGACAUUUUUCCAUUUUAUUCUCGAAAUGGGAUAAUGACAAAAGACACUUGGUUUACCGAUCAUAAGCAAGAUACAGAAUUUCCUGAAUAUUUUCUAAAACCUUUGCAUUUAAUAAAAUUUGUGGGCAUGACUGUUUCAGCUCCAAAUAGAUUUAAAGAAUUUUUAGAAUACAAAUUUGGACAGGGUGUCAUAGAAAAUCCAGAAUAUCCAAAUCCAAAAGUAAUGAAAUUUAGUCGGAAAUCCACUUGAUGCAAUUACUGGUAAGGUUUGAUACAUUUUUUUUUUUUUUUUUUGUAAAUAUAUAUAUACGUUUUGAUAUAUAAAUGUAUGCUGUGAUUAAAAUUUAAAUAAUGAUUGAAUCAACAUAUUUUAUAAUAGAAAUUUGAUUGAAUUUUUGUGAAUUAGAUUACUAUAAAAAAUAAUAAUAUAUUACAUUUUUCAGAUUCAUUCCAAUUUUUAUUUGAUUUAGUUAUAUUAAUGUGUUAUUUGAAAGCAAUACAAGGAUUAUUUUGGGACAGAUCUAAUAAUUUUGAGCCUCGGUCAUAUGAAAAGGAUGACACAUGAGCUGGCAACCUCUUCUCCUCUAAAUUUGAGCAUCACACCAACAGAAAUACAUUUAGUUUUUGAGGUGAGAUUCAAACCUUAAUCCCUUUGAUCAUAAAACUUACCACUAGAUUGGCAAAUUAAUAAGAAAGAUAGCAAAGUAAUUAUAAAUACUGCCAAAAAAAUUUUUUAUUGUAAAUGUGAUAUUCUGAAGAUGCAUAUAUGAGCUAGGAAUAAUUUUAAAUAUUUAUUCAAAAGUUUGAAUUGUUAGACAUUAUAUAAAGGUCCAUAAAAAAAUUAAGGAAAAUUUAUCAGUCAUAGUGAAUUUAAAAUUUUUUUAUCAUCAAGAGUUUCAUACAUGAUAAAUAAGCAAUAUAUUUCUUGAGAAAAAUUUAAAGAAAAUUCAAACCUUUAAUUUGAAUUAUGGUUGAUAAUAAUGUUUUGUUUGAUUCAUCUAUCCUGAUUUCAUUUUUUAAAGUUUGCUCCUAAUUAUAUAGCAGUAAUUAGAUGUACACAUAAAAAAAAAAUGCUUUUAAAAUCUUUGGAAUACGGACGAGUAUAAAUUUAGCAAAUAACAACAAAUUAAGCAAAAUCUUCCCCGAAAUUGCAAAUGACUCGCGCACAGCGUGCCCCAUUAUUCUGAAAAAUCGAACAUGCAUUUCAGUUAUAGCUCAAAAUGUGUCCCCUUCCUGUUAUUACUUUUAGGGAAAGGAUAAUUCCAUUCUGUUUUCAUAGAAUAAAAACUCUUCUGGGUUUUGAGACACUGGAAUUUUCACAUUAACUGGACUCGUAAAGUUCCUUGGAUCCAUCUUAUAUUUUUUUGAUAUAAAUAUCUUCUAAUAAUAAAUUUAAUCUGAAAAAAUUAACUUCACAAAAAUUUCAUUUAAAGUUAAAUAUUUAUUGUACAAUUUUUUCUAAAUGUGUUUAGAAGGCUGCUAUGGCCAAGUGUUUAGGUUUCAGUUCCAGAACUGGAAGAUUCCAAAUUCAAAAUCCAUAGUAUAUGCAGGCUUGUUGUGGAAUUUCGGUAAUUCAAGUAUCAUCUAACUAGGGUUUAAAAUUACAAUAUCCAUCCCAAAAUAGCUCCUAUGUUGCUUCUAAGUAGAACACUAUAACUUGUUUUAUUCAAAUUUAAGUUCUCUUUUAAAAACUUAUCAUAAAUUAUUAUAGAUUAGAUAACUAUUGUAUGUUAAAAACUAAACAGAAAUAACCAAAAAAAAAUAAAAAAAAAUUAUACAAUAAAAAUGAAAUCUUAUUUGCUUAGUUCUGAUUUUUUGUAAAAUUUACUAUGGAACUAUUUUUAUUGUAUUUUAGUAUGUAUAUGUUUCAUUGCUCAACUGUAAAAAGUUGGCCUUGAGAGGAAAAUAAAUUAUUUUAUCUUUAGCCGAUAUAAUUAUAUUGUGACUUAUGAAAUUAUUCAUGUUCUAGUCAUUUCUAAUACUUGGAUAGUGCCAAAUAUUUUCUUACUAUGUUUGUUAAUGAUUAUAUUUUAAUUAUUAAAAAAAAUUAUUUUGAAAAUAAAUUGUAAUUAUGUGUAUUGCUUUGUUAAAUACUAUGAAUGCCAAAAAUUUGUAAAACCAAUAUUAAAAUGUUUUUUAACCUUUCGAAGAAAAUAGGCAACUUCUCCAAUGCAAUUUCAAAUAAUUCAAAAUUAUUAAAAUACUUUCUGAAAAUCUCCAUGAGUACUAUUUUUGAAAAUGCAGUUACAUAUUAUUGCAUGGAUCAUUCACUUUUCAGAGCUGAAAAAGUUAGUGGAUCAGAAUUAUUUGCUACUUGGAUUGAUAAUACUUUAUUAAUUAAUAGAAUGCUAAAUGCCUUUCUAGAAAUGGGCCUUUAUUUAUUUAGCAUUUUGUGUUUAUACUUUGAAUUGCAUCAUGUCCGAUUAUAUUAUGACACUAACAUAAGUGGAAAAAACUCUUAAAUUGAAAAAAAAAAACUUGUAUACAUGAAUUAUUUUUAUCAUUAGUUAUUACUUUGAAUAAUGUGAUUGUUGU
Molecule: messenger RNA, 3985 nt
Organism: Argiope bruennichi
Lineage: Eukaryota; Metazoa; Arthropoda; Arachnida; Araneae; Araneidae
Product: ribitol 5-phosphate transferase FKRP-like
Exons: 2
Coding region: 141-1700 (519 amino acids)
Biological process (GO): protein O-linked glycosylation via mannose
Cellular component (GO): Golgi apparatus
Source: RefSeq, a predicted model, not a curated record